AUGCUUCGCGCACCCGACCCUGCGAUCCGAGACGAUGUCUCUCAGUUGCGCUUUAUUGUCGCGACUGGCUGUCUGAUUUGGUGGGUGGUAGUAUGGAACGUCUGCGCUAUUGGCUUCAUCCAACUGUUUCGAUACUACUGGAAGAGGCCACAGCCAGCAACAUGCGUAACCACGUUGGAUGAGGAAAAGGUGCCUCAUGUUACAGUUAUAAGACCGGUCAAGGGUCUCGAUCCACGUCUUUACGAAUGCCUCGCAGCCACCCUCCGCCAAACGUACCCCAGGAACAAAAUAAACACCGUCUUCUGUGUUCCCGAACGAUCCGAUCCCGCAUUUCCGAUUCUAGAGCGCCUAUGCAAAGACUUCCCAGAUGUCGAUGUACAGAUAUUGGUUGAGGAGGAGGAUCCCAUGCUGCUCAAGAACAACAAUACGCUGGGGCCCAAUCCGAAGAUUAGGAACAUGAGCCGCGCUUAUAGGGAGGCCAAGGGCGAUAUUGUGUGGAUACUGGAUUGCAACGUCUGGGUUGGAAAAGGCGUCUGUGGCCGCUUGGUAGAUCUACUGUGUGGCUUCGGGGAGGGCAGUAACGGGAAGAGCAAGACAAAGUACAAAUUCGUGCACCAGACACCGCUCACGGUAGACCUCGACUCGCAGGAUCUCUCGCUCAAGGACAGAAAGGAACUACUUGGAGGAAAACCAGCCACCGCAGCAAAAUCAACGAGCAUUGCGGCAACCACAUCUUCUGAUCCCCGCAACCAUUCCAGUAACACCAUAAGUAAGCUCCUUCAGCGUGGUGGAGGUCGCCUGGAUGAAGCCUUUAUGUCAUCCGCGCAUGCAAAGUUCUAUCAAGCCAUCAACACUGUUGCCGUAGCCCCUUGCAUCAUGGGCAAAAGCACCAUGUUCCGCCGUUCACAACUCAACUACGUUACUUCAUCCAACCCCGACCGCGCCGCCGGCAUAGAUUUCUUCUCUGACAACAUCUGCGAAGACCACCUCAUUGGCGACGCCCUUUGGAAACAACCUCAAGCCUUUGAACAGCCCGGCUACAAACCCGAACCAGGAACGCAAAAGGAAUCAUGGGGCAAACACGCAAUGCUCUUCGGUGACUUCUGCUUCCAACCCAUCAGCCACACCUCCGUCUCCGCCUACCUUCACCGCCGCGUCCGCUGGCUCCGGGUCCGUAAAUUCACAGUCACACUCGCUACCUUUGUCGAACCAGGCACUGAAAGCAUUCUUUGUGGUCUCUACGGCGCUUACGCUCUCACCACCCUACCCUUCUUCGCAAAACUCGGUAUCCCACCUACGUGGCUGUCUUUCUUCCUCGUCUGGCUUGCCCAUCUUGCGGCGUGGUGUCUGGUAGAUUACAUCCAGUACCUCCUCCUGCACUCCGCCAAGACAGUGGAAAUCGAUACAGAUACCCCGGAUUUCGUGCUCCCGCAGCGUUCAGCGUCAGCGUACCAUCGGUCUACAGAUGAUGCGACAAAGCCUUUGCUUAGCAAGGAUAAGGCUUCUGCCGAGCCCAGCCUACUCGAUGGCGCAAGAAGAAGUUUCAAAGACUUCUUCUUCGCGUGGCUGGGCCGUGAGGCUUUUGCACUUCCGGUGUGGGUCACAGCGUUUUGGGGCGGGACUACGGUUGAGUGGCGGGGAAGGAAGUUUUGGGUUGGGCUUGAUACCAAGGUUCAUGAGAUUUUGCCUGAUGAGAAGAAGAAGGGUGACGAUAAGAAGUAA
Molecule: messenger RNA, 1722 nt
Organism: Bipolaris maydis ATCC 48331
Lineage: Eukaryota; Fungi; Ascomycota; Dothideomycetes; Pleosporales; Pleosporaceae
Source: RefSeq, a predicted model, not a curated record